AGAGAGCCAAAAAUCCGUUUUGCAAUUUGCAUGAAUCAGGUAGAGUCUUUAUAACAUUAACAAUCCCCUUCUGGGUCCCAAGCCCAUGGGACAAUCACAAACCCGAAGUGCUGGGCUUAUCGUGGUUUGGUGAUUUUCUUUAUUCUUCUGGCUUUACCAUUUCAAAACACCAUAGGCCAGGCAGUUGCUGCGUAACCAAAGGCGCAAUGGGCAGCAGAAACGAUGCUUUUCCGUUUCCUGGCUCGGAGUCGCCAGGAAUCAACACCACCCUAAAACACGGCUGGUUAUCUCCAGAUCCUCCAGGGUCUCUGCACUCGCGGGCUGGCGCGAGCAGCAAUCGAGAGUCGACCUUGUCCUAUGGUGCCUUGACAUCCCGGGAACAGGAACCAUAUCCACCCCCGCAAGACGAACAUGGAGGCGACUUUGUCACGGCAGUGGAAAACCAGCAGUUGCAGCGUGGUUUAGCCCAGCGCCAUCUUUCCAUGCUGGGUAUAGCUGGCGCCAUCGGGACUGGUCUUUUCUUGGGUCUCGGAUCAGCCAUCCAAAAUGGAGGUCCGGCUGGGGCAUUGCUUGGCUACGCGACGGUUGGCCUCAUUGUCUGUGCCGUACAGUUCGCCUUGGGAGAGGUGACGGCACUGCUACCCGUCACGGGAUCCUUCGUUCGUCACGCUGAGCUCUUUGUGGACCCGGCUUUGGGAUUCGCCAUCGGUUGGAACAUUGUAUACGGCAACGUGCUUUCCAUCCCUAGCGAGAUCACCGCCAUCUGCGUUCUCUUCCAGUUCUGGACCGACUUAAGCCCUGCCGUCUUUAUCGUGGUCUUCAUCGUGCUCACCUUUCUGGUGGGCAUCGCGUUUGUGCGCGUCUUUGGUGAAGUUGAGUUCGUCUUUGCGCUACUCAAAAUCAUGCUCGUCGUCUUCUUGGUCAUCCUGGGCCUGGUAAUCGACCUGGGCGGUGUCCCCGGCACGCCGCGCAUAGGCUUUGCGCACUGGCAGGAUCCUGGGCCAUUCGUCGAGUACAUUGCUUCGGGCGACUGGGGCAAGUUUCUGGGCUACUGGUCCGUCAUGACUGGUGCCGUCUUCUCGUUCGCCGGAGUAGAGUCCCUAGCAAUGGCUGCCGCCGAGACGCGCAACCCCCGCCACGCCAUCCCACGAGCCUGCAAGCGGGUCUUUGCCCGUGUCGUCCUUUUCUACCUCGUCGCGGUUCUGAUAGUCGGCAUGUUGGUGCGAAGCGACGACCCUAGGCUGAACGAAGGCUCGGGCACCGCGGCACAAUCGCCCUUUGUUAUCGCUGCACAGGCCGCCGGCAUCCCGGCAAUCCCAAGCGUGGUCAACGCCAUCGUCAUCACCUCGGCCUGGUCAGCUUCAAACCAGGCAUUGCUUUCAGGGACACGUGUGUUGUUCGGCCUGGCGCUCAAGGGUCAGGCCCCAAAAGUGUUUCUGCGCACGACCUCGUGGGGAGUGCCAUACGUUUGCGUGCUGUUCUUCACUGCCUUUAUGUUCCUGAGCUUCAUGACGCUAUCAAACGGGGCUCUCACUGUCUUCUUUUGGUUCGUUUCACUGACUAGCGCCGGCGUACUGAUAUCGUGGUCGGCCAUUUUGUUGAACCACAUUCGCAUGAUGAAAGCUUUCAAGGUCCAGGGGUUAGAUGAAAAGAGGCUGCCGUGGCAUAAUUCAUGGACUGUCUACAGCAGUCCGAUUGCCCUCUUUAUGUGCAUCCUCAUCCUAUUUACAGGGGGUUUUGCCGUAUUUACAGAGGGUAGAUGGGACGCCAACUCAUUCGUGUCGAGUUACCUUGACAUACCUCUUGUACUGGCAGCUUAUGUUAUUUGGAAAUUUGCCAAGAAGACAAAGAUGGCGCGAUUGCGGGAUAUACCAGUUGGAGAAGCUCUGGAACAGGCAGAGCAGCAGCCAGAGCAGCCCGAACCUCCAACCGUCAUGGAAACAAAACGGAAUUUUACUAUGGACUACGCAAAAGCAAGCGCCAGCGACCGCGCGGUUAUGAUACGGAGAGGGAUAUGGUCACAAGAAGAGUUCAAACUCGACAAAGACGACGAAGAUGCAGUAAUCAAGGCCAUUACAUAUGAAAACAGAGACGCCAGGCUCGCUGCCAUCUGGUUCUCCGAAACUACACAUCUUGGUGUUAAAGAGAAAUUCCUCAGUCUGUCGGAUGCGCAAACCACAUGCUCUGGUCUUGGAUUAGAUGGACUUCCCCAAGAGCUGAUAGACUCGGUGCUGUACCGGCUGGACAUGGUGUCGCUGUUCAGGAUGCGACAUGUCAAUCGACGCCUGCGCAAUUCGGUCAACUCACUGCACAAGUACCGAGACAUUGUGAGAUACGGCGGAUUCGACAUCACGCUUGCACUGCUCAGGUCCAACGUGGGAUUCUAUAUCGGCCUCGAUGAGAUGUACACCACCUUGUGCACUCGCAACUGCAUGAUCUGCAACAACUGCUUGGGUGGAUUUGUAUUCCUCUUGGGAUGCAUUCGCUGCUGCGGCAACUGUCUGCAAUCCGCCUCGGAAACACGCGUCCGCUCUCUCAACUACGCCCGCGGAGUCUAUGGAGGAUUGCUGAGCCACAAGCACCUAGAGAGCUUUCCCAAAAUAGCCGUACUGCCGGGUCUCUACGGGCCGCUGGAACAGCCAAUAACAGGUCAAGAGAGCGAGAGGCCAGUGCUGGUUCCUGCGUCUGCUCUGUCCACAGCCUUGCACGAUGAACUUACACGAUGGGGCAUAUCGUGGUAUAGUUCUGAAUCAGGCCUGAGUCGAACGAAUGGGCAUUGGAAAGGGUACAGACAUAUGACGGCUUGCUUGUUACCUUGGCUGGACAAGAAGUUAGGCGUGAUUGAGGUUCAAGUGCGCUGCAUAGGCUGUGCAUGGGUGGGCGAGGAGGCGAGCGGCUUGGAUAGCACGAGCAAUAUGUCGCCGGCCGAGUUGUACCUCCCGUUCACCAGGCGAGACUUUUUGGACGAGCACUUCAAGCGGUGCGAGCAAGCCCAGAGACUGUGGCUGUCUACCGACGGUGGAAAGAAGGAGCCUACCUUUGCCUUGGCUCUCGACGCUCCGCAGUCCGAACAAAGCUCAAGGUUGCGUGUUGCUGAGGCGCUCCCCGACUUGGCCAAGGGGGGUCAAUAUGGCAGCCAGACGCACCGGAUUAUGGUUGAAAGAGGCCAAUGUACCUGCUUCGGAGUUGGACAACGGACUCCAGAGGAGCUGGUGGGAUGCUGGCUGCGAUGGCAGAAGCGUGCAUAGGCUAGGAAGAUGUCGGUACUUUGUGAUACUGAGAUAGGUAACGUAGGCAGCGGGUAGGUGCAUAGGUAGGAGGUAGUUUCCGAACAGUUUAACGUGAUAAACAGGUCACAGGCUUAGCUGGGGUUUUUGACGUAGGAUUGUCAGG
Messenger RNA from Pyricularia grisea, 3393 nucleotides. RefSeq lists its product as uncharacterized. Gene Ontology annotation, cellular component: membrane. The transcript is spliced from 3 exons. The record is from RefSeq and is a predicted model, not a curated record. Gene Ontology annotation, biological process: amino acid transmembrane transport. The coding region runs from base 207 to 3248 and encodes 1013 amino acids. Lineage: Eukaryota; Fungi; Ascomycota; Sordariomycetes; Magnaporthales; Pyriculariaceae. Gene Ontology annotation, molecular function: protein binding; amino acid transmembrane transporter activity.